AUGGGUGAACCGAAUUUGUUAACAGAGACUUCAUUAUUCGAUAAGAUUAAAGGAAUUGUAACUACUCUUCUAUUUUUGUUUUCUUCUGUGUUUGGGUCUUUCUAUAUACUCGCACCUCUUUUGCCGUUAAUGUUUAUAAAUCAUGUCGCUUGGCGGAAAAUUAUCGAUCGGCUCAUUGGAUUUUGGAUAUUUAUGCCUGCAGGCAUAAUAGAAUUUAUUUUUGGUGUUCGAAUUACGGCAACUGGGACGAAAAUUGACCAUUCUGAGCCAUCAUUGAUAAUUAUGAACCAUCGUACUUGUUUAGAUUGGUUAUUCUUUUGGAAUGUUUUGAUAAGAAUGGAUCCGUGGUUAUUGACCUCACAAAAAAUCUCACUAAAGAGUAUCGUGAAAUAUCUCCCUGGUGCCGGUUGGAGUAUGGAGUGCGGUGCUUACUUGUUCUUAGAUCGUUCUUUUGACCAGGACCAGCGGCGCAUUGAUGCAUUGAUAGAUUAUUAUGUCAGCUGUGGAUAUAAUUAUCAACUGCUUUUGUUUCCUGAAGGAACGGAUAAAUGUAAGCGUGCAACAGAGCGGAGUCGAAUUUUUGCAGAGAAAAAGGGCUUAGUUCACUAUGCUUACGUUCUGCAUCCAAAACUCACUGGAUUUGCAUUUAGUGUAAAUAAAAUGAGAAAAGUGGGCUAUAUCAAGAAUAUAUAUGAUGUUACGGUAGCUUAUGCCGAUUCCAUUGUACAAUCUGAAUUGGCUCUAUUGCUCAAGGGUGCAUGUCCGAAAAAUGUGCAUUUUGAUAUUCGUAAGCAUGAUGUGGCAUCUUUACCAGCAUCUGAUGUAGAACUUUCACAGUGGUUAAUCGAUUUAUGGGCUAAGAAAGAAAUUAGGCUUAGCAACUUUUAUUCCGAAGAAUGCUUAUCAAAACGAAGACUUGACACGGUUGACGGCGCGGAAAUAUUCUUGUUAAAGGACAGCGUUCGUUGUUUUAUAAUUUUUGUCAUGUUUUGUUGGAUCAUUCUCAUAAUUCUUUGGUCAUAUAUAUUUUUUACUUAUCCAUCACAAUUUCUGUUAGGAUUUUUUACAUUUCUUGUCUUCUUCGGCGCACAGAUAUGUUUUGGUGGGAUGGAAUGGAUUGCAGCUCGUAUUGUUGGAAACAAGUGCAAAGGUUUUCUAGCAUAA
This is a messenger RNA of Dracunculus medinensis (Guinea worm), 1164 nucleotides long. The record is from the annotation of a GenBank genome assembly. NCBI's taxonomy places the organism in Eukaryota, Metazoa, Nematoda, Chromadorea, Rhabditida, Dracunculidae.